Molecule: messenger RNA, 9325 nt
Organism: Cuscuta epithymum
Lineage: Eukaryota; Viridiplantae; Streptophyta; Magnoliopsida; Solanales; Convolvulaceae
Source: the annotation of a GenBank genome assembly
UCCUUACUCAUUGAUCAAUGAGACAAAAGACAAUCCCAAACCCCCUCUCUUCCCUCAUUUUCGGCCAGCAUCCACCCAGAAAGAGCAAGGAAUCCUCUCAAACCUAUUCUCCAUUGUUGAAGAAGACUCCACAAGAAAGAAUCUCAAGAAAGGGAAUUAAAGUGCUAAAAGUGUGAAAGGAUUAAGGUAAUGACCUUAUCAUAACUUUUUCUUAAUUUUUCUCCUACCAUAUGAGAUGUAUAUCAUAUGAAGAACCAUUAGGAUUGUUCUACAUGAUAAGAAUGUGGAAUAAUGGGUUGGAAGGUGGCUUUAAGUCCAAAAACGGACUUAGGAGCCAAACCGACAAGUUCACCGGAAAAUAACCUUUUGGAGGUUAUUUGUAUUGAUAAAGGUUUUAUGAUGUUAAAACCUUGUUAGGAACUUGAUUAAAGUAUUUUUGAGCUUCGCCGGAGUUUUGCCGGAGUUGGUCAAAGUUCACCGGAAAUUAGUCAAAGUUCGACCGGGAAGCGUAGAACGCACGUGAGCUCACUUAAGUUUCAGGUAGGGAGUAAAGCCUGCUGCCAUCACCGUUGCUCGGGUAGGAUCCAAGAAGAGGAGACGUGGUUCGUGCCUCUUCAGACUCCAUUUUUCAAACACUUUAAUUAAUGCUCAUGGAUAAUGUUUUUCUAUUGAAUAUUUAAUAGGGGCUUGUAUGCCCAUGUUUGCCAAAGUGUGGCAUGAACACUUGUACCCAAUGUUUCCGCUGUUUGAAUGAAUAUUUUACAUUAUGUUUGUUUAUGGAUGUACUAUGUGUGAAUGGUAUUCAAGACGCCUAGUAUAGUAUGUGUUGAGUUUAAUCCAACACGAUAUAGUAAAUAUAUGUAUGAACACUCAGUUUUUACGUGGAAACCCGAAAGGGAGAAAACCACGGGACUUUUUAGGCUAAUGUCCAAGCCCUCUCUUUCUCAUUAGGACUCUCCUCACCAUUACAUAGUACAUUUUGAACUCCCAUCAAUGGAGUAUUUGAGCUAUUCUAAAAAAAGAAGGAAGAAAGGAAGGGAUCCAUAAUAUGGAGGGAAACUCCCAUAUUUAUAGAGAAUAGGGGAAGGGGAUGCUCUCCACCCUAAUGGGCCGCAUGGGCCGGAGUGGGCCCAAAUGGCUAAAGUGGGCCAGAUGGGCCGAAGUGGGCCUAACUGCUCGGGCUCCGUACUGAGUAAUGUCUUGGACUCCUGAACAGUAAUAGGCCGGGAUAAUAUAUCCCAACACAAGUCCCCUAGUUUCUUGAGUAGUGAGCUCGCGAAUCUGCUCGAGAAAAUAUACUCUGCCUGCGCUCUUCCUCUGUCUUGCUGGAAACUGUGUCUUCACAUAAUCAUAAUAUAUGAGUGAGUGUCUGCACUCCUGAACGUAAUCUGCCGGUGAGGCACCCCCUUCUCAACAGGGUCGGGCGAAGGGUGCUCCUCCACGGGAACACUCCCCCUGAAUGCGUCAGGCGGGAGUAAGGACUCUGACUCGAGCUUUCCAAUCGGAGAAGCUUAGAGGUCCAUGCAUCUAUAAACCGACGUCGCGGUACUGUCAAAACACGAUGCUCAUGUGUAUGUAUGAAUGUAUGAGGUAUGAUGCAUGAAUGCAUGAAUGCAUGUAAUGUAUGGGUGCAAUGUAUGGGAGAAGGAAUGUGAGAUGUGAUGGAAAGCGGUGGCUCUCAUCGAUUACCCGGGCAUGUCAGCGCCAAGAAGCAGACGCGCUGCAUAAGACGGGUCCCCCAUCCGAGAUGGCAUGGGCGGAGCCGAAGAUGGACUAGACAAGAUGCCGCCGAAGGGGCCACUCAUGCUGCAUAAGACGGAUCCCCCAUUCGAGAUGGCAUGGGCGGAGCCGGAGGUGGACUAGACAUGAUGCCGCCGAGGGGCCAAUCGAGCUGUAUAAGAGAUGUUCGUCGCCAUCCUGGAUGGGAUGGGCGAGCCGAACACGAGCCAGACACGAUGGCGCUGGGGCGCUGAUCGUGCUGCAUAUGAGACGUUCGUCGCCAUCCCGGAGGGGAGGCGUGAUCCGAACGUGAAAGAGACACGAUGGCGCUGAGGGGCCGAUCGUGCUGCAUAAGACGGUCGUCGCCAUCCUGAAGGGAAUGUGCGAGCCGAAUCGUGAAGCCAGGUACGAUGGCGCUGAGGGGCCGAUCGCACUGCAUAAGACGUUCGUCGCCAUCCUGGAAGAGAUGCGCGAUCCGAACAUGAAAGAGACACGAUGGCGCUGAGAGGCCGAUCGUGCUGCAUAAGACGGUCGUCGCCAUCCUGGAGGGAAUGUGCGAGCCGAACCGUGAAGCCAGGUACGAUGGCGCUGAGGGGCCGAUCGCACUGCAUAAGACGUUCGUCGCCAUCCUGGAAAGAUGCGCGAUCCGAACGUGAAAGAGACACGAUGGCGCUGAGAGGCCGAUCGUGCUGCAUAAGACGGUCGUCUCCAUCCUGGAGGGAAUGUGCGAGCCGAACCGUGAAUCAGGACACGAUGGCGCUGAGGGGCCGAUCGUGAUGCAUAAGACGUUCGUCGCCACCCUGGAAAGAUGCGCGAUCCGAACGUGAAAGAGACACGAUGGCGCUGAGAGGCCGAUCGUGCUGCAUAAGACGGUCGUCUCCAUCCUGGAGGGAAUGUGCGAGCCGAACCGUGAAUCAGGACACGAUGGCGCUGAGGGGCCGAUCGUGAUGCAUAAGACGUUCGUCGCCACCCUGGAAGGGAUGGACGAGCUGAACGUGAGUUGGGUACGAUGGCGCUGAGGGGCCGAUCGUACUGCAUAAGACGGUCGUCGCCAUCCUGGAGGGAAUGGGCGAUCCGAACCGUGAAUCUGGACACGAUGGCGCUGAGGGGCCGAUCGUGAUGCAUAAGACGUUCGUCGCCACCGUGGAAGGGAUGGACGAUCCGAACGUGAGCUGGGUACGAUGGCGCUGAGGGGCCGAUCGUACUGCAUAAGACGGUCGUCGCCAUCCUGGAGGGAAUGGGCGAUCCGAACCGUGAAUCAGGACACGAUGGCGCUGAGGGGCCGAUCGUGAUGCAUAAGACGGUCGUCGCCAUCCUGGAGGGAAUGGGCGAUUCGAACCGUGAAUCAGGACACGAUGGCGCUGAGGGGCCGAUCGUGAUGCAUAAGACGUUCGUCGCCACCCUGGAAGGGAUGGACGAGCCGAACAUGAGCUGGGUACGAUGGCGCUGAGGGGCCGAUCGUACUGCAUAAGACGGUCGUCGCCAUCCUGGAGGGAAUGGGCGAUCCGAACCGUGAAUCUGGACACGAUGGCGCUGAGGGGCCGAUCGUGAUGCAUAAGACGUUCGUCGCCACCCUGGAAGGGAUGGACGAUCCGAACGUGAGCUGGGUACGAUGGCGCUGAGGGGCCGAUCGUACUGCAUAAGACGGUCGUCGCCAUCCUGGAGGGAAUGGGCGAUCCGAACCGUGAAUCAGGACACGAUGGCACUGAGGGGCCGAUCGUGAUGCAUAAGACGGUCGUUGCCAUCCUGGAGGGAAUGGGCGAUCCGAACCGUGAAUCAGGACACGAUGGCGCUGAGGGGCCGAUCGUGAUGCAUAAGACGUUCGUCGCCACCCUGGAAGGGAUGGACGAUCCGAACGUGAGCUGGGUACGAUGGCGCUGAGGGGCCGAUCGUACUGCAUAAGACGGUCGUCGCCAUCCUGGAGGGAAUGGGCGAUCCGAACCGUGAAUCAGGACACGAUGGCGCUGAGGGGCCGAUCGUGAUGCAUAAGACGGUCGUCGCCAUCCUGGAGGGAUGGACGAUCCGAACCGUGAAUCAGGACACGAUGGCGCUGAGGGGCCGAUCGUGAUGCAGAAAAAUAGUGAUGAUCAUCUCAUGGCCCUCGGCCUCUCGGUGAUGUGUCAAGUCUCUCUCCUGAUUGGCUGUGGGAAGCCGAUCGUCUGCCAGGACUCCAUCCGGGAAGGAAUGGUGAGCCUGAAAUAAAUCUGGGCGAUGUCCCUCUUGUCUGAUCUGGGAAGCUGGUCUUCGUUCGUCUACCGUAUCCGUGGUCCUAUGUACGGACCGCUAAGCGGUGUACACUCGGCACACAACAGACUCCGAUAAAGAACUGGUCCCUCCUGUCUGAUCUGGGGAGCUAAUCUUCGUUCGUCUACCGUAUCUGUGGUCCUAUGUACGGACCGCUAAGCGGUGUACACUCGGCACACAACAGACUCCGAUAAAGAACUGGUUCUUCGUGUCUGAUCCAUGGAGCUGGUUUUCGUUCGUCUACCGUAUCUGUGGUCUUAUGUAUGGACCGCUAAGCGGUGUACACUCGGCACACAAUCAGACUCCGGUAAAGAAUUGGUUCUUCGUGUCUGAUCCAUGGAGCUGGUUUUCGUUCGUCUACCGUAUCUGUGGUCCUAUGUAUGGACCGCUAAGCGGUGUACACUCGGCACACAACCAGACUCCGGUAAAGAACUCGGUCUUCGUUCUUCCCAAGUCUCGUGAGUACUGGUCUCCUGGUUUCGCAGGAGACGUUCGUCAUCCCAACUAUGAGAAGAAACAGGUUUAUCCACGUCGGGAUUCCCUAUUCUUCGUUCGUCCCUGUCGUGGUCCUACUAAUCUUCUUACUUCGAAGAAGACGUUCGGUCAUCCAACGAUCGCAAGGAGGAACAGGUUUAUCCACGUCGGGAUUCCCUAUUCUUCGUUCGUCCCUGUCGUGGUCCUACUAAUCUUCUUACUUCGAAGAAGACGUUCGGUCAUCCAACGAUCGCAAGGAGGUCACUGGUUUAUCCACGUCGGGAUUCCCUGCUUCGUCGUCCCAUGCUCGUGGCCCUACUAGCCUUCUGCUUUGGCAGAAGGUGUUCAUCGAUCCACGGGAAAUGGGAGGAACUGGUUUAUCCUGCCGAGGUUCCCUUUGGUACGUCUAGCCUCCCCCACGUUCUACUAACCUCCGCGUCGGGAGACGUUCGUCAUACGCGGCGAAGGAAGAUCAGGCAUACCUCGUCAAGACUCCCUCUCUCAUAGGAGCUUCUCUCUCCCCUUCUCCCCAUCUUUUUUUUUUUUUUUUUUUUGAGGGAGGAAAAUACGUUCGUCGGUUUCCAAGAAUGACCACAAGUGAUGUCACACGUAAUGGUGGUGGGAUACCAAAAUGAAGCGGAUGACGAGGCGAUGGAAAUGCUGGUCGUCAUGCGAAGGCGAUGGUCACCCUCCUGGAGGGGAGGGGUGAGCCCGAUCGCUAACUCAAGAAGGUCGGCAUCGGGAGCCGAUAUAUAAUGAUCAUAAUGUCGCUGAGUAGCCGGUCCUGAUAAGGAGAUGACAAUAGUGUCCGAUCAAGCCGAUAUAUCCAAGCAACGGCUCUCAUCCACGCAGCGCGGGGAUGAAACCGGUCUUCAAAAGAUAAAUAUGUCGUGCCGGGUGGCCGAACAUAACAUGAUAGUGUCGGCAGUAAGAGGCCGACCUGAAAGAAUCAAGAAAUGGUCCUCGUCCGCGAGGGGCAGGGACAAGGCCGGUCUUCAAAAGAUAAACACGCCGUGUCGGGAGGCCAGUCGUGAUAUAAUAACAUCGACAAUGAGAGGCCAAUCUGAGAAAACAAGCAACGGUCCUCAUUCGUGCAGUGCGGGGACGAGGCCGGUCUUCAAAUAAGAUAAACACGCCGUGCCAAGAGGCCGGUCGUGAUAUAAUGAUGUCGGCAAUGAGAGGCCGAUAUGAGAAAACAAGCAACGGUCCUCAUCCGUGCAGUGCGGGGACGAGGCCGGUCUUCAAAUAAGAUAAACACGCCGUGCCAAGAGGCCGGUCGUGAUAUAAUGAUGUCGGCAAUGAGAGGCCGAUAUGAGAAAACAAGCAACGGUCCUCAUCCGUGCAGUGCGGGGACGAGGCCGGUCUUCAAAUAAGAUAAACACGCCGUGCCAAGAGGCCGGUCGUGAUAUAAUGAUGUCGGCAAUGAGAGGCCGAUCAAGUGUAUCCGUGCAACGGCUCUCAUCCGCGCAGCGCGGGGAUGAUACCGGUCUUCAGGUGAUAAACACGCCGUACCGUGAGGUCGGUCGUGAUGUAAGGAUGGUCCCACGACCCUCGGCCGUAGUGGUCUCCUCUAGGCCACCGGCUCCUGGUGUGGAGAUGCUCGUAUCACGGCUCUCAGCCGUGAUGGUUUCCUCUUGGCCCUCGACCUCUGGAUGAUGGAUGAUCGUCUCACGGUUCUUCGCCGUGGCAGUUCCCUCUAGACCCUCGGCCUCUAGGUGUUCUUCCUAGGCCAUCGGUCUCUGGGGUGGAGAUGCUCGUCCCACGGUUCUCAACCGUGGUGGUCUCCUCUAGGCCCUCGGCCUCUAGGUGGAGAUGCUCGUCUCACGGUCCUCAGCCAUGAUGGUCUCCUCUUUAGCCGACCCUGCACGUCUUCAAGACUCGGGCCGAGCGUCUUCUAAUCAUUUCGCUCAAGCGCGUCGAGUGACUUCAGCUACGCAAUAAGCAUGAUAACGGGCCGCACGGCCCGACAAUAAAUAUGCACACAUAAUCAUCUGCAUGGCCCUCUCUCUAACACCCACGAUUACCGUUGUUUGUCCCUUUAUCAACAAUCAAACUAAUGGGAUAUGGAUGGAGUAGAGAAGAUACAACUUCUGUUCAAUACCAAAUAAAGAUUUCGAAUUACAGCUCUGGGUAUCGAGAAGUGAAGUAUCGGCUCUCUCUCUAGACUACAAUGAUAUGCGCGCUGAAUAAUCUGUAAAAGCCUCUUUCGCACAUUCCCUUAAAGGCAAUAUUUAUAUGCCUAGGGAAUGUGUGAUGUGACCUAAGCAUGAUUGGGCUCUUUUAUUGAUUGGGCCCAAUAGCACACUUUACACACUUCCUAAGAAAGCUAGUCUAAUAAUAGCUGAAAUAUCUAGACAAAAUAGCUACACAAAUGCAAAGAUAUUUAUCAGGAUUGGACACCAGAAAAAGUCCUAACAACCGGCCUAUGGGUCAUCGUGACCCUCGGCCCGGCUCAUCGUGCGGGGUUAAUGGACGUAGCAGCUCGCGGCGGGGCCAAUUAGCAGCCCGCCGGACGUCACAUAGAAAUAUUCAUCGGUCUGUGAGUUUUCAAACUCAGACCCAAGUUGGUCGCACCGCCCUCGGAAACACGAGGCCGAGCGCUUUGGUGCCCUCGGGGCCCCACAGGCCGCGUCUGGCAAGAGUCACCUCUCGCCUAAUGGCGUAGAUGAUACUGGGGUACGGUCGUCGAUCGGGCACGUAGUGCCGUGUGGACUAAUGUGCAACCCUCCAAUUAAAAUGCGUCGUCGGGGCUUCGCCCUUUUGGAGACGCUCAGAUCGCUUAAUCAAGCGGAUCGAGAGUGGGCCAACGGGCCCACAAGAAAUUAAAUACUCAAUAAAAUGUUGGCUGAACCAACCAUCACUAGAGCUUCGCUCCACAUUAUUUAAUUCGGGACAUUUUAUCCCUAAUAAAUAUAGUGAUAUAACAGGUAAUAGCAAUGAUGUUAUCCUAUCAAAGGCCAUUCAGGUAUGCUCCGCUCGCUAAUUAAAGCCGAUCAAGAGCGGGCCGACGGGCCCACAAUAACAGCAAUUAAUUAAAAAUGACGGUGAAAACUAGUUAUCACUAGAGCGUCGCGCGACAUUAUUUAAUUUCGGGAUAUUUUAUCCCUACUAAAUAAUGGUGAUAAAAACUAGCAAUAUUUCUUAUUUUUAAUAUCUUUACGGAGUAUCAAAAAAGUGCAAGAACGGGUACUUAGCUUCAAAAUAGACGUUCGGCCAAGAAGCUCGUGGAGUCAGAUCCGCUCCCCUUUUAAAUUUGACUUAGUCAACUUAAGGGACCAGCUGGCCCCCACAUCUUUGACCGAGUGGCAAGGCUUCGGCAUAGGCUUGCUGGAAUUCUUCAAUUUUGACUUUGUCAAAAUUCUCCCAGAAGUUUUGGCCCCAUUUUCUUUGGCUCUAACCUUGGAGACGUGGUCUGCUCCCAGUCAAGUAAAGAGCACCUUUUCAGAGAGGAAGACGAGAAACACCCAUCCCCAACCGAAAGCAAACGGCACCUGCUGAUUAGUGACGGCGGUGAUGUCUGCUGCAGCGGAGUGAGGGCGGCCAGGGAAGCUCGUUUCCGGCGGAAGCUCGACCAGAUUACCGAACAUACUUCUCGUGAGCUUGAAAACACCAUUAAUGGCGGGAAUCCAGGGGGUUCCGGUCUGUAGUGAGGUGGACAAGACAGCCACGAACGGUGACCGGCGACCCGACAAGAUCUGGACAGGUUCCCGAUUCGGACCUCGCAGACUCCGGCCAUGGCUUCUACACUUCCCUCUUUUGCUGAAACCAGUUCAUCUGGCAUCAAUUUUUUUUGUAGAAAACCCAAGAACAGUAGAACACAUGAAUCUUUUUGGACAGAUUCCCACAGACGGCGCCAGUGUUGAGUUUAAUCCAACACGAUAUAGUAAAUAUAUGUAUGAACACUCAGUUUUUACGUGGAAACCCGAAAGGGAGAAAACCACGGGACUUUUUAGGCUAAUGUCCAAGCCCUCUCUUUCUCAUUAGGACUCUCCUCACCAUUACAUAGUACAUUUUGAACUCCCAUCAAUGGAGUAUUUGAGCUAUUCUAAAAAAAGAAGGAAGAAAGGAAGGGAUCCAUAAUAUGGAGGGAAACUCCCAUAUUUAUAGAGAAUAGGGGAAGGGGAUGCUCUCCACCCUAAUGGGCCGCAUGGGCCGGAGUGGGCCCAAAUGGAUAAAGUGGGCCGGAUGGGCCGAAGUGGGCCUAACUGCUCGGGCUCCGUACUGAGUAAUGUCUUGGACUCCUGAACAGUAAUAGGCCGGGAUAAUAUAUCCCAACAGUAUGGAUGAGUUGGACUGCGGUUGACUAUUCGUACUGUACGGCGGGUUGUUGACGUGUCCGGUAGGUCUGGGGCGUGACAAAGCAUGGUAUGAAAAUGACAUGUAACACUCGUCAGACUUAUGGUCAAUAAGCAAAUGUGUCUAAAUAGAGACAAUAUUGCCACUGUAGUUCAGGAAUCUACUCCCAGAAAACCUAGGGGUCAGCCAAGAAAUAAUGGAAAACCUCCCCACAAUGCUACACCAACCCCAACAAGUGAACCACAUAGCCAUCAUUCUGUCAUGGCUCAACCCAACAUGAUCGACAAGGGUGGGAGAGUCAUUAGAAUAGGAAGGGGAUCAAUAGGAGGGAGAUGAUCUAGAGGAAGAGGAUACUGAGCUAAAGGUGGAAGAAGUAGUGGGGUGAUAGAAAAAAGGUUCUAGGUCAGUCAGGAGGAGCAAGACUAGUGACACAAAGCAGAGACUCUAUGGUGAUAUCUUCUCAAAUCAACUAAAAUCAACUUUAACUUUGGGAAGUUUGUAAUUCUGGGCAUGGAUAAAAUCAACUAAAAUACAACUUUAACUUUUGGAAGUUUGCAGUUCUGGGAAUGAAUGAAAAGAUGGUCAUAUGUAG